GUUCCAGCAGAGACUGCUGGGAUCAGAGGAAGCAAGUAGAAACGCCACAGCAAACAGCUUUUACUUCCCCCAAGUCGUUUAACUACUGAAGAGGUGGGGACCCUGACCUGCAUGGCCCUCAUGAUUCAGGUGCAGCUCAAAGUCUGGCUGUGGACAGCUUUGGUCUUCUACAUGCCUGCUGGAACCCAGAGGCUGACAGAUGAACAACUUCACAGUAAGGACCAAGCUGACGUGAACAAGUUUCAUAACAAGCUGGAGGAUGCACACAUCAUGCUAGAGUUGCUCUGGGCAGGGCUGGAGAUUGAAGCCAAUGAGACAAUCUGGCUCCAGGAUGAGGAGCUGGCUUCUCUGCGCCCAGCAAAGCGACUGAUCCAGAUUUUCCAGCAUCAAGUUCCCAAGACACCAGCAAGGAUUGAACAGCAACUGAGACAUUUUUCACUGGCUGAGGCCCCUCUGACUUUAGCAGAGUUUGACCAGCUCCUCUUCACAAGCGUUUAUUGUGCCUAUCAGAUUCGCUCCAUUCAGGGCCUAGACAAGAAUCUUUGGAUCACUUUCUUUUCUCAGCUGAUUGAUGAAAUCUUCCAUGAUCUCUGCAAGGGGUUUUGCCCUGCAGAUUCUACUCUCCUGGCUUCCUGGCCCUGGAAAGAUAAACCCUUCUAUUUAACCUCACUGAAAAAGUCCUAUCAUUCUCACCUUGCCAUGACCAAGAGAAACCUUGAGUAAGGAAAAUGAUACAAAGGAAAGUCAAGUUUUGUGUUUGGAUUAUUUGGAGUGCUGCCUGUCAUCCAAUAUCAUCCAGAACAGUGUGUCAAAGUGCUACCUACCAUUCUUCCUGUUUUGCUUUCUGUAUCAUACUGAAAAAUUCCUAGCAGCUUAUCAAUCAGCUAUUUUUCCAUCUUUAAAUAUGAAAUAAGGUGAUGGAUCUCUCCCUAGGAAUUCCAUAAAGAACACUCCUCUGAGGUGAAUUUAGCCAUCUGAGCUUUGGUAUUAGAUACUACUACUGCAGGUGGUGAUAUCUUUCCAAUGUUAUAUGCCUUGAUCACUGAUAGUCAUGAGAGAUGCCCUGGCACCUUUUCCAGGGUGUUAGUUCAGGUGUGCUGGCUGAAUUCCAUGUUGGAUAAUUCCAUUCUGCCUCUGAAUUUUUCCUGUAGUUUCAAUUGGCUACAAUAUUUUCCCUUCCUGUAAUAGCCCACUGUGUGCCUUAGCUAUGUUGUUCAUACAGCUGCUGUGUUUCACUGGGGCUAAACUCCAGUGAUGAGUCAAAUAAUUUCUGAUCCAAUAUUAUCUAUCAUCCCAUAUAAAAUGCCUGUCAUGGGAUGACAGAUGAACAUCCAACUCCUUCUUCAAAAACUCCUGAAUAUAUACUUAUUUCAUGAUGUCUCUGGUAUAAUACAUAUAUAAAUCAUUCUAUAUUUUGCAUUUGUUUAGGAUGAUACCUACAGGCAUCACAUCUUAAACUCCUGAGAACAAGAAACAAUUUUUUUCUUCAGCAGAUUUUACUUCUUUUAUGCAGUGCCUUUUACAUCCAUGGCACUUUACAGAUCAAAUAAAUAUAAUAUAUGUUCCAUCAUAAUUCUUAUAAUUAAGGAUACAGUUAAGCUUCCUGUCAUGCUCACUGCAACAUGGAACUAAUAACCUAAUCUCAAUUAGCAGAAAUUAUUUUAAUUGACAUUGAUUUCCUAGUUUCUGAUGGGCUUCCUGCUAGCUACACCAACCAUGAACCUCUCCAACUCCUCAUUAGAGUGAGGGAAAUAAAUUCCUUAGGGCUCACUAUAUUUUCAACUUUACAAGAUUAAAGAUGGAGCUACAUUCAAUAACACAUGCAGAAAAUUGUGACAUUCAAAGCAGGAACUACUAACUUUUGACCUAGUUUAUUUUUCUCAAUCCCACUAUCCUGAGAGAGAGAGAUGAGAAGCUGUGAGACAUGUAUGGGAAGCCCAGAGGCAAGAUGUAGUCUUUGAGCCACAGAGAAUGAUUUUAGAGGUCAAGGGUAUCAGAGAGUGUGGGGUUUGCACAUUUUUAAAGCAUAGAUCUUGCAAAGAAUGCAGAAAUUGUGACUAGGUUUGUACAUACAUUCCAAUUCCCAGAUAGAUGGAAUAAAAUAUAAAUGCUAUCCCAAACAAUAA
This is a messenger RNA of Alligator mississippiensis (American alligator), 2126 nucleotides long. RefSeq names its product family with sequence similarity 180 member B (gene FAM180B). The transcript is spliced from 3 exons. The coding region runs from base 112 to 723 and encodes 203 amino acids. The record is from RefSeq and is a predicted model, not a curated record. NCBI's taxonomy places the organism in Eukaryota, Metazoa, Chordata, Crocodylia, Alligatoridae.